Quercus robur (English oak) is the source of this 987-nucleotide messenger RNA. RefSeq lists its product as uncharacterized. The coding region runs from base 48 to 830 and encodes 260 amino acids. Gene Ontology annotation, molecular function: S-adenosylmethionine-dependent methyltransferase activity. The transcript is spliced from 2 exons. Lineage: Eukaryota; Viridiplantae; Streptophyta; Magnoliopsida; Fagales; Fagaceae. The record is from RefSeq and is a predicted model, not a curated record.
CUCAACAUUCAUAAGGUCUACAGACGGAGCUUAUUUCUAGAGAAUAUAUGGCUGGUUUGUUUGAUAAGCAAGCUGAUUUUUACCUGGAUGCUAGGCCAACUUAUCCAACCCACUGGUACUCCAUGUUGGCUGCUCUCACCCCUCACCAUUCUUUAGCUUGGGAUGUUGGCACCGGCAAUGGUCAAGCUGCUAUCGCUGUUGCUGAGCAUUACGAGCAGGUAAUUGGAACCGAUGUGAGUGAGGCACAGUUAAAACUUGCACUGCCACACCCUCAUGUUCAAUAUCUCCAUACUCCAUUAUCCAUCACAGAUGAUGAAUUAGUGGCCCUAAUUGGAGGAGAAAAUUCAGUUGAUCUAGUGACUGUGGCUCAAGCUGUCCACUGGUUUGACCUCCCCAAGUUCUACUCCCUUGUGACACACCUUCUAAGAAAGCCAGGAGGUGUAAUUGCUGUUUGGGGUUAUAAUGACAUAGUAGUUAGCCCCAUAUUUGAUCCCAUAAUGAAGCGCUUUCAUGACACCACUCUUCCCUAUUGGAACCCAAAUAUACAACACAUAUUUGAUGCUUAUAAGGCACUUCCAUUUCCUUUUGAAAGUGUAGGUUUAGGGUGUGAGGGGAAACCACAACUACUAGAUAUGCCAAAAGAGUUGACAUUUGAGGGAUUCUUGAGAAUGUUAAUGUCAUGGUCUGCAGUAAUUACAGCCAAGGAUCAAGGUAUUGAUUUGUUAUCUGAAAGUGUAGUUAAAGAGUUUGAAAAUGCUUGGGGAGGACCUAAAUUGAUCAGAUCAGUCAUUUAUAAGGGUUUUAUGCUUGUUGGAAAAGUUAAACUUUAGUUUUCUUUCUUCGAAUUUCAUUGUAAAGACAAGGUAAUGUGUUGGGGAAAGAGGGGCAUGUUGUUUCUUAUUGUUGCAUAAUAUAUAUAUAUAUAUAUAUAUAUAUAUAUAUAUAUAUUGUAAUGGUCAAUCAUAAUAAAUUAAUAGCCUUCUCUUU